ACGCCGACCGCAUAAGAUAUUUUGGCAGACAGACACAGCGGACAACAUACUCUUUAACGUAAGAUUUGAUCUUGAUGUAAGAAUAUCGCUCAAAUUUCUCUGUCAAUUUCUGAAUUUUUACCUUACUCUUGAGAAAGAAUAAUAAAGGGUUGCCAGCCUAGUUAUUAUCGUUCUCUACUAAUUACUACACAAGUCAUCAGAGUAAUAGGAAGUGAAGUUCGUCGCUGGCGCACUACCCCACCCUAUUGCUCUAUAUCUCCAUAGUUUGCGCCCUCGUCGCCUUGUGGCCGCCGGUUGCGCAUCUCCCUGCUCCAGGGUCCUCUCCUUCCUCCUACUUUCAUUCCAUAACUAAGAUCGGCAACGCCGUAUCGCCGGAGAUCUACAGCUCCGGGAUGUCGAAAGCGCGGGUCUACACUGACGUUAAUGUGCUGCGGCCCAGGGAGUACUGGGAUUAUGAGAAUCUCACUGUCCAGUGGGGCGACCAGGAUGAUUAUGAGGUUGUUCGCAAAGUUGGAAGGGGGAAGUACAGUGAAGUUUUUGAAGGUAUAAAUGUCAACAAUAAUGAGCGGUGCAUAAUCAAGAUCCUGAAACCUGUUAAGAAGAAAAAGAUAAAGAGAGAAAUCAAAAUACUGCAAAACUUAUGUGGGGGACCAAAUAUUGUCAAACUCCUAGACAUUGUCAGAGACCAGCACUCAAAAACUCCCAGCUUGAUAUUUGAAUUUGUGAAUAGUACAGAUUUCAAAGUUUUGUAUCCUACAUUGACGGAUUAUGACAUACGUUACUACAUAUAUGAGCUCCUCAAGGCUUUAGAUUACUGUCACUCACAAGGUAUAAUGCACAGAGAUGUUAAGCCCCAUAAUGUAAUGAUAGACCAUGAGUUGCGAAAGCUUCGCUUGAUUGAUUGGGGUCUUGCUGAAUUUUACCACCCAGGGAAGGAGUAUAAUGUCCGUGUCGCUUCGAGAUACUUUAAGGGUCCAGAACUUCUUGUUGACUUGCAAGAUUAUGACUAUUCUUUGGAUAUGUGGAGCCUUGGUUGCAUGUUCGCGGGAAUGAUCUUUCGCAAGGAACCUUUCUUUUAUGGACAUGACAACCAGGAUCAACUUGUUAAAAUUGCUAGGGUACUUGGAACUGAUGAGUUGAAUGCCUAUUUGCAUAAGUACCAUUUGGAGCUUGAUCCUCAACUUGAAGCUCUUGUUGGCAGACACAGCAGGAAACCAUGGUCAAAGUUUGUCAAUGCAGAUAAUCAGCAUCUUGUAUCGCCAGAGGCCAUAGAUUUCCUUGACAAACUCCUGCGCUAUGAUCAUCAGGAUAGGCUCACAGCAAGAGAAGCCAUGGUUCACCCAUAUUUCUCACAAGUCAGGGCUGCAGAAAAUAGCAGGACACGGACCCAAUAGCCUGUCGGCUUGUUCCACACAGCCGUUACUUAUAUUGUAAUGUAACAUAUGUAACCUUAAUACCCUAUUUGUGCAGGACUUUUCAAUUGCACAUGUAUCACUUACAUAGUACUUCGUCUUGAAUCAAUCAAGCACUGAUAUGAUAUCGAAUGAUGCUUUCCCUAACUCAAGAACUUAUUUUGUAUUUGUAUUUGUUGAGCAUAUUGUUCACUUUGUUUGGAUAAUU
This is a messenger RNA of Sesamum indicum (sesame), 1620 nucleotides long. RefSeq names its product casein kinase II subunit alpha-2. NCBI's taxonomy places the organism in Eukaryota, Viridiplantae, Streptophyta, Magnoliopsida, Lamiales, Pedaliaceae. Gene Ontology annotation, molecular function: protein serine/threonine kinase activity; ATP binding. The record is from RefSeq and is a predicted model, not a curated record. Gene Ontology annotation, biological process: peptidyl-threonine phosphorylation; regulation of cell cycle; peptidyl-serine phosphorylation. Gene Ontology annotation, cellular component: protein kinase CK2 complex; nucleus; cytosol.